AUGCAGGUGUUUUCUCGUCUGCAGAGGAGCUCGCUCGUUUUGCCUAUUCUGGCCUAUAUCCUCCCAGCCAUUGGUACAUCCGUGCCAAUUGUCUCAUGCUCCAUCAAUCAACCACAACUGUUCACGAACCCCAGUUUUGAAGAUGGAGAUCUCACUGGUUGGACAUACGUUUCUUCAUCCGCCAACCCCGAGGUCUACAAUGUAGGCUCGUCAAGCUCGGCAUUCACUACUGCUGCGGAUGGAGUGUACUAUCUAGACACAAAAAGCACCAUGCCCCGGGGCGAUGAUGCUCUAUUUCUUCACCAGACUGUCGAUGGACUCGACACAAGCAUGACAUACACCAUUUCAUAUUCAAUUGCCGCAGAGGCUUCCACAUUUUCGGGCACCGAGUACUGCUACAUGUACAUCUUCAAAGAUUCCCAGACGAAUGCAAAUCUCCUCCAAGAAGACCAGAUCAAAAUAUCUUCAGCAGGACUUUCUUGGACGGAGUACUCCUUUGACUUCCAGCCUACUGCUGAAAGUCAUCUUAUAUUGUUUCUUCCUGAAUGUACCAUUACAACGGCGCAUAUCGGAUUUGACAAUUUUGAAUUCCUUCAACCUGAAACUACCGUGUGCUCAACAUCCUACUCCACUGUUGCCGUGCCAUCCUCUACACCUUCGAGCAGCGCUGAACUAUCGACAUCCUCGUCCAUCGUUGCCGUGUCAUCCUCUACACCUUCGAGUAGUGCUAAACUAUCAACAUCCUCCGCCACUGUUGCCGUAUCAUCUCCUGUCUCCUCAAUUCAAGCUGUCUCUUCGUCUAUUGCGCCGUCGAACUCGCCCAGUCCUGUUUCCACUUCAAGCCCACUGUCAUCCGUCUCGCCUUUAUCGAAAUCAACUCCAAUGCGCUCGAUUCCCGUCCAAACCAGCAGUGUGCCUGUGAAAUCCUCAUCAACUUUAACCCCCAUUCCUUCAAGCCAAUCCAACUCCGUGACUAGCUCCAGCCUGGUUAGUAGUGCUUCGCGCUCGCCAUCGAUCCGCGUUCCAACUCGAUCUGUAUCUAUACAUCAGCAUUCCAGAAAACCCAGCAGUGUAUCAAAGUUGAGAUCUAUCAGCUUUUCACACGGAGUCACUGCCACUUCUUCUAUUCCUCUGAUCACGGCCACAUCCAAGGCUUCCAGUUCGGCCUCUAUCUUAUCAUUCAAUAUAUCACCAGCUGCAUCUGGGUCAUCAUCAAAGAUUACUGACUCGGAAGUUCCAACCCCAACCGAGACUCUUUCCAACUACCAAACUGGUACUGCCGGAUCUGAGACAACUUCUGUCUUCGCUGUUAAGCCUACCGGUACUGGACCUGGUGGAAUGACUGGUGGCGACAGACCUGGCAGCGGUGACAAGCCCGGCAACGGUGACAAGCCCGGUCGCGGUGACAAGCCUGGCAGCAAUGACAAGCCCGGUCGCGGUGACAAGCCUGGCAGCAAUGACAAGCCCGGUAGCGGUGACAAGCCUGGAAAUGAUGGCAAUGAUGGCAAGCCUGGCAAUGGUGACAAGCCCGGUAAUGGUGACAAGCCUGGCAGUGCCAACGGAGGUGGUGAAAUCACCGAGACUAGCAUCUCCAAUUCUGCCUUGCCGACCGAGGUCAUCACCGCCGAAACAACUGGCUUUACCAAGACUGCCGAUCAUCUUUCCAGUGUUUACCAAACGAUAGUUCCAACUACCACAGUAGUGUGGGAAAGUGGCCACGCCGUUACCAAAACACUCUACGAAACUGUUACGGAAUGUCCAGAGGCUGGGGAGACUUCUUCUGUCGGUUCCCUUCCUGUGAUUACGCAGAGUGCGACUGUCGGAUCUGAGACUACUUCCAGUACUCUGUCAAGUUAUGCUGCUUUUGCCACCGGGUCCUCUGAUGUCUCUUCCUCUCUCGAAGGGGGCCAUGGAUCAUCACCUGCGGAUUCCACUGGAUCUGCGGCUCCCACUGACUCUGCAGAUUUCAUUGGCUCUGUGAGUUUCACUGGAUCUGCGGCUCCCACUGACUCUGCAGAUUUCGUUAGCUCUGUAGCUUCCACUGAUUCUGCGACUGCCACUGGUUUCGGAGACUCCAUUGGCUCUGUAGCUGCUACCGAGUCUGCAGCUUCCGUCAAGUCUACUUCUACUUCUACCGAGGCUUCGGUUCCCACUGAGUGGGCGGCUUCCGCCGAGUCUUCCCAAACAGAGAAAUCUACUACUGCCCCAUUGGCUGUCUCCCUCUCUGGUCAGCCUCACACUACUCUGCAGAAAUCCAGCUCUGCUUAUUACGCGAGUGGAACUGCUCAGUCUACUCCACUCGUUGCUACCUCGAGCUCUGCAUCAGCAACAGCCACCUCGCCAAGCGCGGUAUACACUGGCCUCGCUAUUUCCCGAAUGGAAAACCAGCCUCAUUUGCCCAUUUUGAUUGGAGGAGUGUUCGUGCUGGCUAAUCUUCUAUAG
Messenger RNA from Penicillium verhagenii, 2442 nucleotides. RefSeq lists its product as uncharacterized. Gene Ontology annotation, molecular function: hydrolase activity, acting on glycosyl bonds. The record is from RefSeq and is a predicted model, not a curated record. The coding region runs from base 1 to 2442 and encodes 813 amino acids. Lineage: Eukaryota; Fungi; Ascomycota; Eurotiomycetes; Eurotiales; Aspergillaceae. The transcript has a single exon.